GCCGUGCUGUCACCCUCGCCCUAUGUCUGUGCGGUUUCUCCUUUGGUGGAAUGCGGCUCGGUCGUUGCGGGCUGAGGCUCGUCUUUGGGCUGCCCUGGUUCCGCGGCGUUCGGUUCCCGGCCCGGUGUCCCGGCGGGUUCGCAGUCGCGGGCCGGGGCGAGCGGCAGCGCGGGCUGCGGGCGGCGGCGGCUGCAGUCCCAGCGCGCACCGCUGGGUGGUGCCCUCGGCCAAGGCGGCGCCGAGCGGCUGCGGCAGCGGAGGCGGCCGAGCCCGGAGCGGCACAGCCCGAGCGAGCCCGGCCCGGCCCGGCCCGGCCCGGCCCAGCUUAGAGCAGCCCAGCGCAGCCGGGCGGAGGUGGCGGCGGCUGCGGCAGCGAGCGCUGCCCCGUGUCCCCCGCUGCCGGGACAGCCCGGCUGCAGAGGUUGCGGAGCGCCGGCCGCAAUCUGAGGCAGCGAGGGAAGGCGCCCGCGCCGCACUUGGCCGCUUGCUUUCGGCGGGGAAUCGCCCGGGACAGCCGCCCAGAGACCGACACCGGCCGCCGCCGCCGCCGCCGCCGCCGCGCCAUGGCGCUCGCAAGGCAAGUGCUUUGUGUGUGUGCUUUGCUGUCGCUGCCGCUCGCUCGCGCCGAGCCCAUCCGCUACUCCGUGGCCGAGGAGGCGGAAAGCGGCUCCCUGGUGGGCAAGCUGGCGGAGGAUGCGGGGCUGCCGCCGGCGCAGCUCUCGGCUCGCCGCGCCCGCCUGGUGUCGGAGGACGGCCGGCAGCAUUUUCGCUUGGAGCGCGCCUCCGGCCGCCUGCUGGUGGCGGGGAGGCUGGACCGGGAGCAGCUGUGCGGCCAGUCCGCCACCUGCAUGCUCCCCUUCGAGCUGCUGCUCUCCGGCCCCCUGCAGUUCUUUCGCGUCGAGGUGACUCUGGAGGACAUCAAUGACCACUCACCCGUCUUCCCCGAGGAACGAGUCACUUUUAAGAUCCCUGAAAUAAGCGAAUUGGGUUCACAUUUCCCGCUCGAGGGUGCUCAAGAUCUCGAUAUUGGCAGCAACACAGUCCAGGAGUACAGCAUCUUUCCCGAGAAUGAGUACUUUAGUGUCUCCUAUAAGACUGGGAUUGCUGGCAAGAAGUAUCUCGAACUUGUUUUAGAAAAGCCACUAGACAGGGAGCAGCAAGCAGAGAUGAGUUUCAGUGUCAUUGCUGUGGAUGGAGGCUCUCCUCCCAGGAGUGGGACCACUGAAAUCGACGUUGUCGUUCUAGAUGUAAAUGACAAUGCUCCCAAAUUCACACAGGAAGAGUACAUAGGAAAGAUUCUGGAGAACAUGCCAGAAGGCUCUGUUGUUCUGACUGUGUUGGCAACUGAUCCAGAUGCAGGAGUUAAUGGGGACAUCUCCUAUCAACUCAGCCAGGCAGUGGGUCAGAGUGACUCAGCAUUUGUGAUUGAUGCCAUAAGUGGUGAAAUUAAACUCACAAAACCUCUCGACUUUGAGUCAGCAGAGCAUCAUGAGCUCAGUGUGAGAGCCACAGAUGGAGGGGGCCUGUCAGCAAUGUGCAAAGUGUUGGUGGAGGUGGUGGAUGUGAAUGACAAUGCCCCAGAGGUGGUGGUCAGUUCCUUCAGCAGUCCCCUGCCCGAGAACACCGUGCCCGGCACGGUGGUUGCCCUGUUUACGGUCAGGGACCGGGAUUCUGGUGCCAACGGGAAGAUCUCCUGUGCCCUGGAGGAUGAGCUGUCCUUCUCCCUGCGGGCAGCCUAUAAGAAUUACUAUGAGCUGGUGACAGUGAGCGCGCUGGACCGGGAGGAGAGGCCUCAGUACAUCGUGAGUGUGACGGCAGCAGAUGCGGGCUGGCCUCCUCUGAGCACCACGCAGACCUUCACCGUGGAGAUCUCGGAUGUCAACGACAACGCCCCCGUCUUCAACCAGAGCUCCUACACCAUGUACGUGCGUGAGAACAGUGCGGCCGCAGUGUUUGUUGGAGCCGUGAGCGCUGCAGAUGCUGACGUGGGGCUGAAUGGCAAGGUGAGCUAUUCCCUGGCAGCAGAGCAAGGGGCGGAGCGGCCCUGGUGCUCCUGCCUGUCUGUGGACUCGGAGAAGGGGCACGUGUUUGUGCUGCGGCCCCUGGACUACGAGCACUUGAGGCAGACGGAGGUGACGGUCAGUGCCUCUGACGCGGGCUCUCCUCCCCUGCGAGCCAACGUCACCGUCCGCCUGGUCGUGCUGGACGAGAAUGACAACGCCCCGCUCGUGCUGUACCCAGCCCAGGAGAGCAGCCCAGGCUCCAGCGAGCUGGUGCCCGUGUGGGCCGAGGCGGGCUACCUGGUCAGCAAAGUGGUGGCCGUGGAUGCGGACUCGGGCCAGAACUCCUGGCUCUCGUUCCAACUGCUGAGGGCCAGCGAGCCAGGGCUGUUCUCCGUGGGCCUGCAAAGCGGGGAGGUGCGUCUGAGGAGGCCGGUGACAGAGAGAGACAGCGUGAAGCAGAAGCUGGUUGUGCUGGUCAGAGACAACGGCAAGCCCCCGCUGUCAGCCACGGCAGCUCUGAGCGCUCUCCUGCUCAAGGACUUCUCAGAGGUGCGCCUGCCGCACAGCAGCCCGGCCUCCGAGGACCAGGGCGGCUCCCUGACCACCUAUUUGAUCAUUGCCUUGGUCUUUGUCUCACUGCUCUUCCUCGUCUCCAUCGCCGUCUUGGUGGCUCGCAAGGUGUGCGGGAGGCAGGAGCUGAAGGCUGGCCCUGUGCUUUAUGCUGCCGACACCUUGCAGAGCGGCCUGGCCGAUGCAGCCGCUGCAGGGACCCUGCCCCGCGCCUAUUGCUACGAGAUCAGCCUGACCACGGGCUCGGGCAACAGCGAGUUCAAAUUCCUCAAGCCCAUCGUGCCCAGCCUGCCCCCUCAGCACUGCGCCGUGGGCCAGGGCCCGGAUGAGGAACAGGAUUUCCCCAGUGUCCCUGUCAGCAGCGAGGACAUGGCCCCAGACACUGCUGGGGCUCUCUCUGCAGGACAGUUCAACGCUCUGUCCUUUAACUAGCUGGGUCUCCAGAAUCAGAGGUUUCAAUACCCAUGGUAUGUGUGGAUCCAGUCUGGAGCAUGUGAUAGUGAUACAUCCAGUGUAUAUCUGUGUGUGUAAAUGGUUUAACCUAUUUCCUGCAUAUUCUAAUUGGAAUUAAUAUCUACCACUCCGAAAACUAUUAGGGAAUUAAUAGAUGCCAAGGUUGUCUCCCUAAGUUUGUAAUGGGUUUCUCCUGUGCUAGGGCCAUUUGUAACAGGAAUUAUGUAUCUGGUUAGCAGUCUCAGCUAUUUUCUGCUUUCUCUUGCUGUCUGACAAGACAGAGGGUCUUUUUCUUCUGAGUUUAGCACAAUGACACUGUUGGCCAUACAAAUCAUAUCCUCACUAAAAUGCAAAAAGGCCCUCUUUGAGCUCCAGGAAUAUAAGGAAGUUGUGGCUAUUGAGUCACAAUAUCAUGUAUGCACUAAGGUUUUCUUUCCUGGGUUCUGGAUGUUCCUUUUUGAGAUGUGAGCUUUGUGUGUAGACAUUGAAUAUCUGCAGAUGCUUCAAAAUUACUGCCUGGUGAAGCAGUGGGCUGCUCCCACCCGGCCUGUGCAGCACAGGCAGUGCCAGGUCAGCAGGGAAGGAGGUGAUUUGGAUCCUAUUGCAAUAGCAAUGUCUUCAUCCUAAUCUGACUCAGAGGAGAGCUGCAAAAUGCACAACAAAAUCUUCCUUUGGCUAGCAAGAGGGCCUUGGUUGUUCUGUCUUCUCAGGAUUGUCUUGGAGAUAGAGGAGCACAAACGGUGUUAGGGUAGACUGUACAUGAACAGAGUUGUAGAAGCAUGUUCAUUGUUGUUGAAUGCAUUGAAGGAAAACUCCAUAAAUACGACAAGCUAAUUAUUGAGAGGAAGAGUAAAGAAGGACUUGAAAAUAAUCAAUGAGAUUGGUCUUUUCCUUUGUUGUUCCUGAAUCCCAAGGCUUCUUGAUGGGACUAGAAAGCUGUCCAUGCAUGAUUUUCUGUGUUUGUGUUGGAGCAUUUGCAUUCCCAUGUUUGCCCUUUCUCCUCUGAAAUGGACUGAGCACUGUUGUGAACCUGUUCCUCUAGAGAAGGACUGCCACCCCAUCUAGAAUAACUGAUUGUUUGAAUGAUGUCUGUGAUGCAUGAAAUAAUCAGAAAGCCUCCCUCUUGCACUGUGAUGUGCUGAAGUGAUGCAGUUUAACCUUGUAAGUUAGUAUAACUGUGGGAUUAGAAACUGAAUAAUUGUGUUAGACUGAAAUAAAGACAACACUUGACUGCUUUAGUGGAGACAGAAUUCUUUGUAGAGACAUUAAUUCUGGGAAAGCGUCAGCAAGGAAUUCAAAAAUUCUGUGAGUUACUUUCCCACUGUGUCCCUUGCCUGAAGCAAUGUUUGAUGGGUGCAGUUCCUGAACGUGGAGAUGCAGCCGGCAGAGUGUUCAUAGGCAUGCCCCUGCUGUCACCAUUGCCCAAUCUCUGCUCGGUUUCUCCUGCAGAGGGAUGGGGCUCUGUCCUCCUGGACUCCACAUCAUCUUUAGGCUGGACCAGGGCCAGGAUGAGGAACAGGAUUUCCCCAGUGUCCCUGUCAGCACCGAGGACAUGGCCCCAGACACUGCUGGGACUCUCUCUGCAGGACAGUUCAAUGAUCUCUCCUUUAACUAACAUGGGCUUUGCACAGCCAAAGGCUUCAUGGCUCUUGGGAGGAGGGGAUCCAGGAUGGAACAUGUGACAAUGGUUGCUCCAGAAUUAAUCUGUGCUUGCCCUUGGUUCCACCAUCUUUCUUCAAAUUCUCUUCAGAAUGAACACAGUCCUCCCCUCUAAGGAGCAAUGAUGGGAGGAAAUGAAGCCAAGGUUCUGUCACUUAUUUAGUGAUUUGUUUCAGCUCUGUUACUGCCAUUUCUAAUGGGCUUUAUGUAUUUGGUUAGGACUCAAAGCUAUGUGCCUCUUUCUCUUGCUGUCUGAAAAGUCAUAGGAUGUUUUUAUUCUGAGCUUUAAACAAUGUCACAGUUGGCCAGACAAAUCAUAUCCCCCCUGCCAAAAAAGCAAAUAAAAUGCAAAAAGCCCUUUUUGCACUUCGGAAAGUCAAGGAUAUUGUCAGUAAUGAGGUGCUAUAUCACGUAGCACCAGACCCUUUCUUCGCUGGAUUCUGGAUGUCUCUGUCUGAGAUGUGCUCUCUCUGUGCUUUGCUUUCCUGUCACUGUGACCGACAAGACAUGCCUGUUCAUUCAGACACUCAGUAUGUGCAGAUGCUUCAGCAGUGCUGCCUGGUGAAGCAGGGAGUUGCUCCCACCCAGCCAUUGGAGCACAGGCAGCUCCAGCCCAGCAGGGAAGGAGGAGAUUUGGGCCCUUUGACAACAGCAGUGUUGUCUUUCUUAAAGCAAGAAAAUGCACAACAAAACCUUCCUUUGGUGUAUAAGAACGGUUUGGGUGUUCUGUCAGCUCAGGAUUGCCUUGGAAAUACAGCAGCACGAGCAGUGUUAGGGUGGACUGUAACUGAACAGAGCUGUACAAACAUGUUCAUUGUGAUUGAAUGCAUUGAAGGUAAAAUCCACAAAUACUAAAACUCAAUUAUUGUAAGGUGGAGUCAGGAAGUGUUGGGAAGGAUGAAAGUUUGCCAAGAAAGUCUGACAGAUAUGUAUGCUUGGCAGAAAGAUUUUUGAAUGUAGACUCUGGAGAAUGAAUAGAAAUGAAAGCAAGUUUUGAUACAGAUGAAAAGAAUGUCUGGGCCAGUAUUUCUGGAUAACAAAGAAGUCAAAGAGUAUGUUAGUUAGAAGGGGUUUUUUAUGGCUUAGAGCAAAGGAUAAACCCACCACAAACAGACAAUGUUUUUACCAAGCAGAAAGAUAGCACAGGCAAACAGACCUGUCCAUGUUGCAAGUGGAAAAAAGGUCUCAGAAAUUUCCACUGCAAAAAAAAAAAAAAAAAAAAAACAACUGAAAAACAACUUCUAGCUGAAACUGUAACUUUUAAUUAUCGGAUAUUAGUAACAGGAAUAUUGUAAUUAUAGUAGCUAUGAUAGGCUACAGGUAGAAGUUAAGAUAUAGAUUGGUUCUUAUGUAUUAAGAUGCUCAGCAAAGAAAAGUAUAUAAUGCAUUAGAACUAAAAUUAAAGGGUCUUCAGGCUUGCCUGGAGCUGGAGGUGACAGCUGUAGGUAGAGGCUCCACUGGCCAUGAACCUGGACUGCUGUAACAUCUUCAAUACAAUAAACUGUAUUUUGAAGAUGCACCUGGAGUCCUGCAACUCUCAUUCAGGCUCUUACUAAGAAGAACUUAAAAAAAAAUGAGAUUCAGAUUGGUCAUUGCUUUCCCUGAAUCCCAAAGCUUCUUGAUGUGACUAGAAAGCGGUCCAUGCAUGAUUUUCUGUGUUUGUGUUCGAGCAUUUCCAUUCCCAUGUUUGCCCUUUCUCCUGUGAAAUGGACUGAUCACUGUACUGAGCCUGUUCCUCUAGAGAAGGACUGCCAACCCAUCUACAAAAACCAGUUAUUUUAAUAAUGUCUGUGAUGCACAAAAAAAUCAGAAAAUCUCCCUCACGCAGUUCUCUACUGAGGUUUUAGAGAUUAACGUUGUAAACUGACAUACCUGUGAGUUUAACCAUUGAAAAAAUAUGUUGGACUGAAAUAAAGA
Passer domesticus (house sparrow) is the source of this 6602-nucleotide messenger RNA. RefSeq names its product protocadherin beta-15-like. The transcript has a single exon. Gene Ontology annotation, molecular function: calcium ion binding. Bases 564 to 3005 code for a protein of 813 amino acids. The record is from RefSeq and is a predicted model, not a curated record. Gene Ontology annotation, biological process: homophilic cell-cell adhesion. Lineage: Eukaryota; Metazoa; Chordata; Aves; Passeriformes; Passeridae. Gene Ontology annotation, cellular component: plasma membrane.